GUAACGACUUGACUGUCUUUUAAAUAAGUUGUGCACAUAAAAAAGGUUAAAGUGUUUUUGUUUCACAUACAAGACGACUUAUGUAUAAACAAAUCUGAGUUCCAUGCAACAAUUACGAGAACCCUCGAGGCAUCACAAGAGGGCAGCAAACGAAGAACAACAACGGAAACGAAUCUCCCGCAUAAUCCAACAUCAUAUUCGAAUUCUUAAGAGAUUUUCGGCUCAGGUAACCGACACGACGACAGAUGAAAAGGACGAAGGACGAAAACAUAUGAAAAACACCGCUUUUACGGAAAUUGGAGACUUAUUAAACAUGGCGUCCCGAAGUCUCCACUAGCUAAAUCCUGCGCAUUUGAAAACGUCAGAUAAUACAAGGAUGAUUAUUUGACAACUGUUACUUGGAUGCUGUUUUAUCUCAGGACGAUUUAGUACUAAAGCACUAACAGUUGACUAAGGAGGACGACAAAGAAUCGACGUUUGUUCCGAAAAGAAGAAAGAAAAAAAAAACUAAAAAUAAAUAUAAAAAUGAAGUCCAUCUAAUCUCAGACAAAAAUCACAGACAAAAAGAAAAAGAUGGUGUCCUUAAUAUCGUGUUUAGUCCUAAAUUUUGUAAUCCUUUGUAAUUAUCUAUUAUUUGUUAAUUCACUUCCGGAUGUGAUAAAAAUUGGUGGAUUGUUUCAUCCAUCAGAUGAUAAUCAAGAAUUGGCUUUUAAACAAGCAGUGGAACACAUAAAUGCUGAUCGUUUAAUACUUCCGCGUUCGAAACUUGUGGCACAGAUUGAAAGAAUAUCACCAUUCGACAGUUUUCAUGCAUCGAAAAGAGUAUGCAGCCUUUUAAAUAUUGGAGUUGCGGCUAUUUUUGGACCCCAGUCCUCACACACAGCUGGACAUGUUCAAAGUAUUUGUGACACAAUGGAGGUUCCUCAUUUGGAAAACCGAUGGGACUACCGCCUUAGAAGAGAAAGUUGUCUUGUCAAUCUUUAUCCUCAUCCAAAUACUUUAUCAAAAGCAUAUGUUGACAUAGUCAAGACCUGGGGAUGGAAAACCUUUACAAUUAUUUAUGAAAACAACGACGGUCUUGUGAGACUUCAAGAACUUCUUAAGGCACAUGGACCAUCUUCAUUUCCAAUAACAGUAAGACAACUGAGUGAUACGGGUGAUUACAGACCAUUGCUGAAACAAAUCAAAAAUUCAGCAGAAGCUCACAUUGUUCUAGAUUGUUCAACUGAUAAAAUUUACGAAGUCCUUAAACAAGCUCAACAAAUUGGAAUGAUGAGUGAUUACCAUAGUUAUUUGGUGACUUCUUUAGACUUGCAUACUGUUAAUUUGGAUGAAUUCAAAUAUGGUGGAACAAAUAUUACUGGAUUUCGUUUGAUAAAUGCAAAAGUUGUUGAAGAUGUUGUGCGUCAGUGGUCGAUUGAUGAGAAGGGAAUUUCCAGACCAGCUAAUAUUACAACAAUUAAGGCUGAAACAGCUCUCAUGUACGAUGCUGUGCAUUUAUUUUCCAAAGCCCUACACGACUUGGAUACAAGUCAACAAAUCGACAUUCAACCAAUAUCAUGUGAUGGACAAAAUACUUGGCAACAUGGAUUCAGUUUAAUAAAUUAUAUGAAAAUUGUUGAAAUGAAAGGCCUCACCAAUGUUAUAAAAUUCGAUCAUCAGGGUUUUCGAACUGAUUUUAUAUUGGAUGUUGUUGACUUGGGUUCGACGGGGAUAAGAAAAAUCGGAACAUGGAAUUCAACAUUAUCCAAUGGUAUUAAUUUCACUCGAACAUUUAGUGAACAACAAAUGGAAAUUGAGGCAAAUCUCAAAAAUAAAACUUUAGUUAUCACAACAAUUUUGAGUGAUCCUUAUUGCAUGAGAAAAGAGUCGGCGGCUACACUUACAGGCAAUGAUCAAUUUGAAGGAUAUGCGGUAGAUCUUGUUUAUGAAAUAUCCAAGGCAUUGGGUUUUAGUUAUAAAAUUCAAUUAGUACCCGAUCAUGCCUAUGGUAGCUUGAAUAAAAAAACCGGUGAAUGGAAUGGUAUGAUCCGAGAGCUCCUGGAGCAACGUGCAGAUCUAGCAAUCGCUGAUCUUACAAUUACAUUUGAAAGAGAGAAUGCUGUCGACUUCACGAUGCCUUUCAUGAACCUCGGGGUAUCUGUUCUAUACCGAAAGCCUGUAAAGCAGCCGCCGAAUCUCUUUUCAUUUUUAUCACCGUUAUCAUUAGACGUUUGGAUUUACAUGGCAACAGCUUAUUUGGGUGUUUCUGUGCUCCUGUUUAUUCUAGCAAGAUUUACACCCUAUGAAUGGCCAGCUUAUACGGGCCAUGGAGAGAAAGAAGAGAGCCAAUUUACUUUGAUGAACUGCAUGUGGUUUGCUAUAGGAUCUUUGAUGCAACAAGGAUGUGAUUUUUUGCCAAAAGCUCUCUCAACACGAAUGGUAGCAGGAAUGUGGUGGUUUUUCACGUUAAUUAUGAUCUCUUCGUACACUGCCAAUUUGGCUGCUUUUUUGACUGUCGAACGUAUGGAUUCGCCAAUUGAGAGUGCCGAGGAUUUGGCAAAACAGACUCGAAUUAAGUAUGGGGCACUUAAAGGUGGCAGUACUGCAGCUUUUUUUAGGGAAUCAAAAAUAUCAACAUAUCAAAGGAUGUGGGGUUUUAUGGAGUCAGCAAGACCUUCGGUGUUUUCAUCGAGCAAUGGGGAAGGUGUGGAUCGUGUUAUUAAAGGAAAAGGAAGUUACGCAUUUUUGAUGGAAUCAACAUCAAUUGAGUAUGUUACAGAACGUAAUUGUGAUCUAACACAAGUUGGUGGAAUGUUGGACACAAAAGGCUAUGGAAUUGCAACCCCACCGAAUUCACCAUAUAGAACUGCUGUAAAUGGUGUAAUUCUUAAACUACAAGAAGAAGGUAAAUUGCAUAUUCUCAAAACAAAAUGGUGGAAGGAAAAACGUGGCGGAGGAAGUUGUAGAGUUGAGACUUCCAAGUCUACAUCUGCAGCUAAUGAGCUAGGUCUGGCUAAUGUUGGAGGAGUUUUCGUUGUAUUAAUGGGUGGAAUGGGCGUGGCGUGUGUAAUAGCUGUGUGUGAGUUUGUUUGGAAGUCACGAAAAGUUGCUGUAGAAGAGCGAUUAAGUGCAAUAUUACAUGAAUAGAAGCAGAUUACUUGGGAUUAAAAAUUCCAAGGUUGAUAAAAAAAAUUAAAGAAAAGUAACAUCGAUAAAUUUUGUUUUCUUAUAUAUAAAUUCUGACCACAUACCGAAUAAAAACUGCUCAAAAAAUAAUAUCUUUAGUCUUCUCUUUAAAUCUAAAAAAAAAAAACUUA
This is a messenger RNA of Episyrphus balteatus (marmalade hoverfly), 3299 nucleotides long. It is a transcript of the gene KaiR1D, whose product is annotated as glutamate receptor ionotropic, kainate 2. Gene Ontology annotation, molecular function: transmitter-gated monoatomic ion channel activity involved in regulation of postsynaptic membrane potential; glutamate-gated receptor activity. The coding region runs from base 574 to 3129 and encodes 851 amino acids. The transcript is spliced from 15 exons. Gene Ontology annotation, biological process: monoatomic ion transport; synaptic transmission, glutamatergic; modulation of chemical synaptic transmission. Lineage: Eukaryota; Metazoa; Arthropoda; Insecta; Diptera; Syrphidae. Gene Ontology annotation, cellular component: plasma membrane; postsynaptic membrane. The record is from RefSeq and is a predicted model, not a curated record.